AGUGUACGUUCGAACCCUGGGCCGCUGACUGACGAGCCCCUCAUACUAACCACUGUGGGCACUGUCCCCCGUUGAGUACUGGAUUAACGACAAUGGGGAUAGUCCCCAAGCGCCCGCAGCUCAGGCCCAUUGCCCCUGCCCGCGACAUCCUCCCGCCCGCGCACCGCAGCCCGGAGGGAGCCCAGCGUGUGCGGCGGGUCUGAGGGAAGCCGCCGCCGGAGGCGAGGGCAGGAUUCCGGACCCGGAACUGCAGGACAGAGGCUGGCCAGCUGCCCGCGUCCCGGACACCGCCGAACCAGACGGCCCGUGCGGGGGCGACGCAGAGCGACUGGGAGGCAGGAGCCCAGGGCGGCGCGACGGCGGGGUCUGCCGCGCCGCGCCCGCUCGGAGGCCCGGAGAGUCGGCGGCCACCGGGGCCCCUGGGACCUUCGCGACCCGGGCCUGCGCGGCGGGGAGGGCUGCGAGGGACGACCAGGCGGGCGGGGGCGGCGGGAGCCGCGUGGGGCCGGAGCAGGAGCAGGAGACGGACAGGCAGCCCGCCGGGCAGCCCUCGGCCGGCGGCCAUGGCGGCCAUGGCGGCGACGCUCCGGGCGCCGGAGACGACGCGGCGCUUGUUGGCGGCGCUGUGGAGCCAGAGCCCGAAGCUCGUGGCCAUGUCAGCAGAUGCUCACUGGUUGACAGCAGAGGAGAGGAACCAAGUUAUACAAGACCUUAAAGCAGCAGGAUGGUCAGAAUUAAGUGAGAGAGAUGCCAUCUACAAAGAGUUCUCCUUCAAAAAUUUUAAUCAGGCAUUUGGCUUUAUGUCCCGAGUUGCCUUACAAGCAGAGAAGAUGAAUCAUCACCCAGAAUGGUUCAAUGUGUACAACAAGGUCCAGAUAACUCUCACUUCGCAUGACUGUGGUGGACUGACCAAAAGAGACGUGAAGUUGGCCAAGUUUAUUGAAAAGGCAGCUGCUUCUAUGUGAUUUCUCUCAAAAUGCAUGUAAAAUCUUAGACACAUCUUAGCUGCAAUGAAGGCAAUUUGCUUGAACAAAUUAGGUUGUAAAUUUAGUUCAUUCGCUUUUAUAUGCUACAUAUUGUAAAAUCAGUGCUUAAAUACAAAAAUGAUUUAAACUUGA
Messenger RNA from Nycticebus coucang (slow loris), 1118 nucleotides. RefSeq names its product pterin-4 alpha-carbinolamine dehydratase 2 (gene PCBD2). The transcript is spliced from 4 exons. Gene Ontology annotation, biological process: tetrahydrobiopterin biosynthetic process. The coding region runs from base 564 to 965 and encodes 133 amino acids. Gene Ontology annotation, molecular function: 4-alpha-hydroxytetrahydrobiopterin dehydratase activity. Lineage: Eukaryota; Metazoa; Chordata; Mammalia; Primates; Lorisidae. The record is from RefSeq and is a predicted model, not a curated record.